AUGACAUUGACGAGAUACCAGAUACGGAACGAGUACGGCUUGGCUGAUAAGGAUCUCUACCAAUCCUCCUCCGCCCACAAGGAUGAUGAUCCUGAAGCUUUUCUCGAAGCUGCAUCCAUGGCUGGACUCGUUUCAACUUCAGAGGAAGCGUUAACUUGCAACGAAACGCUUUUCCCUUCAAGCAUAGCAGAAAUAGAAGCUCUUCAUGCACCAAACCAGGAAACUUUCACAUCAUUAAAUGAUCAUAUCUCUGAGUCUGUUCUUUCCAUGGAUCUGACUGAUGGAGAAGAUUGCUUGGACGUGUCCCCUGAAUCCAUGCUUCCCUUUUCCAUGACCUUCGAUGAAACACCGCAGGCAGAUCCAGAGAUAACACCUCCGCUUCCGCCUCUUCCUCCGACACAAUGGUGGAUAGGGAAGCUGGUUGAAUCAACCGAAAUGCCAUCACUUGCAGGUAGUGGAAACAAUAGUUUCUACAUUCAUAGGGAUGAAAACACACAGAACGGAUCAGUUCAAGCGACCGAGGCACAGUAUCUAUCAGAAGCGUCGACUACAGAUGGUGAAAACCACAAUUCUCAUGUAUAUAGAGAAGAUUCUAGAGUGGAAGGCGUGUCAACUUGUGUAGAAACUACUCUGAAUGAACCAUCUAAAGCAGCUGAGGAACAGUCUCCUUCAGCAGUCAGUGGAACAAGCGACACCUAUAUGCAUAACGAUGAAAGUACACUGAAGUGUUUGAAUAAAAAAAUGGAGUCACCACUUGCAGAGGAAGUAUCAUUAGAAGCUGACUGGAGAGCUGAAGCAAUGGCACUCGAAUGGUUUAGUCAGAACUUAAGAGAGCAUAGCAAUCCUCACCCUGCAAAGUUAGAAGAGGAACCUCAGGUUGAUCGUUCACAUGACUCGCUUGUUAUUGGCAUUGACAGAAGCAUGUUGAGGAAAGUAUCUGAACAGAACAGGACACAAGUUGGAGUCAGAGCGGACGAGAAUGAUUCACUAUUGCAGAUCAUAAGGAGCAAGUCGUUCAACCUGAGACCAGCGGAUGCCUCGGUGAGACCAAAUUUUCAAGUAGCUGUUCCAAAAACCAACUUGAAGGUCGCUGCGAUUCUAGAGAAAGCCAAUACUCUUCGCCAGGCAAUGGCGGGAAGUGACGACGAGCAUGAUUCAGAUAGCUGGAGUGAAUGAAUCUAUAGAUGACAGACAGAGAGAUACACACGCUCUGUAUAGAAGAAUUGUUAGCAUUUUUUUGUUCUCACAUUUGUCUCCCGUAAUGUUUCCUCGUUAAUUGCUCUCUUCUACACAUUUAUAAGUCACACUGUCUUUUUGCCAUCUAUGUGUAGUACACCACCCAAUUUUUUUUUUUUUUUAAAGGAAUAAUUCAGUUGAUGUUAA
Messenger RNA from Camelina sativa (false flax), 1383 nucleotides. Lineage: Eukaryota; Viridiplantae; Streptophyta; Magnoliopsida; Brassicales; Brassicaceae. The record is from RefSeq and is a predicted model, not a curated record.